CGGAGGGGCUGUCAUUCGCGGCGCGGGUCGCCGCCCUCAGCUGCGCCAGGCGGUUCCGGCUCCUCCCAGCCGCCUCAGUCCCACCAUGGUGCUGGAGUCGGUGGUCGCGGACUUGCUGAACCGCUUCCUGGGGGACUAUGUGGAGAACCUGGACAAGUCCCAGCUGAAGCUGGGGAUCUGGGGCGGUAAUGUGGCUUUAGAUAAUCUGCAGAUAAAAGAAAAUGCCCUGUGCGAAUUGGAUGUUCCUUUUAAAGUCAAGGCUGGCCAAAUUGAUAAAUUAACUCUGAAGAUUCCUUGGAAAAACCUUUAUGGAGAAGCGGUUGUUGCGACCUUAGAGGGAUUAUACCUGCUUGUUGUUCCUGGAGCAAGUAUUAAAUAUGAUGCUGAAAAAGAAGAAAAAUCCUUGCAGGAUAUUAAACAGAAAGAGCUAUCUAGAAUUGAAGAAGCCCUUCAAAAAGCAGCAGAAAGAGGCGCACAUUCAGGGGAGUUCAUAUAUGGCUUGGAAAACUUUGUUUACAAGGACAUCAAGCCUGGACGUAAACGUAAAAAGCACAAAAAACAUUUUAAGAAACCUUUUAAAGGUCUUGAUCGCUCAAAAGAUAAACCAAAAGAAGCCAAAAAGGAUACAUUUUUGGAAAAAUUGGCAACGCAAGUAAUAAAAAAUGUACAAGUAAAAAUCACAGAUAUUCACAUUAAAUAUGAAGAUGAUGUCACUGAUCCAAAUCGACCUCUGUCAUUUGGCCUCACAUUGGGAGAACUGAGUUUAUUGACUGCAAACAAACACUGGACUCCAUGCAUAUUAAAUGAAGCAGAAAAAAUUAUAUACAAGCUCAUGCAACUUGAUAGUCUUAGUGCCUACUGGAAUGUAAACUGCAGCAUGUCUUACCAGGGAUCAAGGGAACAGAUUUUGGAUCAGCUGAAAAAUGAAAUUCUUACAAGUAGAAAGAUACUCCCAAAUUACCAAUGCAUUUUUCAGCCAAUAUCAGCCUCUGCAAAACUCUACAUGAAUCCUUAUGCGCAGGUUGGCUGGCUCGUCGGUACAAAUAUUGCCAUUGAACUGACCAAGCCUCAGUACUUAAGUAUGAUUGACCUUUUGGAGUCAGUGGAUUAUAUGAUUAGAAAUGCCCCUUACAGGAAAUAUAAGCCUUAUUUACCAAUUCAUACCAAUUGUCGACAAUGGUGGAAAUAUGCAAUUGAUUCUGUUCUUGAAGUUCAUAUAAGAAGAUGUACACAGAUGUGGUCAUGGAGUAACAUAAAAAAGCACAGGCAGUUACUCAAGAGUUAUAAAACUGCCUACCAAAACAAGUUAACCCAGACUAAAGUCUCAGAAGAAAUACAGAAACAAAUUCAGGACUUGGAGAAGACUCUAGAUGUUUUUAACAUAAUUUUAGCACGGCAACAAGCACAAGUUGAGGUGAUUCGGUCUGGGCAGAAAUUAAGGAAAAAGUCUGCUGACAAAGGCGAGAAACGUGGAGGCUGGUUUAGUGGGUUUUGGGGUAAAAAGGAAUCUAAGAAAAAAGAUGAAGAAUCAUUGAUUCCUGAAACUAUUGAUGACCUUAUGACUCCAGAGGAAAAAGAUAAGCUCUUCACUGCUAUUGGUUAUAGUGAGACUACCCACAACCUAACUUUACCCAAGCAGUAUGUUGCUCAUAUAAUGACCCUGAAGUUAGUUAGCACCUCUAUUACAAUCAGAGAAGACAGAAAUAUUCCAGAAAUACUAAAAAUUCAGAUAAUUGGCCUGGGCACUCAAGUAUCUCAGCGACCAGGAGCACAAGCACUUAAGGUAGAAGCAAAAUUAGAACACUGGUAUAUAACAGGUCUGAGGCAGCAAGAUACUGUACCAUCACUUGUGGCUUCAAUUGGUGAUACUGCAUCAUCCUUACUUAAAAUAGAGUUUGAAACCAAUCCAGAGAAUAGUCCUGCUGACCAGACUCUGAUUUUUGAAUCUCAGCCUGUGGAGGUCAUCUAUGAUGCUAAAACCAUCAAUGCAGUGGUUGAUUUCUUUCAAUCAAAUAACGGAUUGGAUCUUGAGCAGAUAACAUCAGCUACAUUGACGAAGCUGGAAGAAAUUAAAGAGAGAACAGCUACAGGACUUACACAUAUUAUUGAAACUCGAAAAGUUCUUGAUUUAAGGAUAAACCUGAAGCCUUCUUAUCUAGUAGUUCCACAGACAGGUUUCCAUCAUGAAAAGUCAAACCUUCUGAUCUUAGAUUUUGGUACAUUUCGGCUCAACAGUAAAGAUCAAGGUUUACAGAAGACUACUAAUUCAUCUCUGGAAGAAAUAAUGGACAAGGCAUAUGACAAGUUUGAUAUUGAAAUAAAAAGUGUGCAACUACUCUUUGCAAGAGCAGAGGAAAACUGGAAAAAGUGCCGAUUUCAGCAUCCAUCAACUAUGCAUAUAUUGCAACCAAUGGAUAUUCAUGUUGAGUUGGCCAAGGCAAUGGUAGAAAAAGACAUUAGAAUGGCCAGAUUUAAAGUAACAGGAGGACUUCCUUUGAUGCAUGUGAGAAUUUCUGACCAGAAGAUGAAAGAUGUGCUAUGUUUGCUUAAUAGUAUACCCUUGCCACAGAAAUCAUCAGCACAGUCUCCAGAGAGACAGGUGUCCUCAACUCCUGUUAUUUCGGGUGGGACAAAAGGUCUACUUAGUACUUCACUAUUGCUAGAUGGAGUGGACUCAGAGUCUGAUGAUGAGUAUUUUGAUGCUGAAGAUGGAGACUCACAGACUAGUAAAAGUAUGAAAGGAUCAGAACUAAAAAAAGUUGCAGAGGUCCCAAAUGAGGAGCUCAUUAAUCUUCUACUCAAGUUUGAAAUUAAAGAGGUAAUUUUGGAAUUUACUAAACAACAGAAAGAAGAAGUUACAAUUCUAGUAUUUAAUGUUACUCAGUUGGGAACAGAGGCUACAAUGAGAACAUUCGACUUAACUGCAGUAUCUUAUUUAAAGAAAAUCAGCUUGGAUUACCAUGAAAUUCAAGGAUUCAAAAGGAAACCCCUUCACUUGAUUAGCUCUUCUGAUAAACCUGGAUUAGAUCUUUUAAAAGUGGAAUAUAUUAAGGCUGAUAAGAAUGGACCUAGUUUUCAAACUACUUUUGGAAAAACUGAACAAACAGUCAAGGUGGCCUUUUCAUCUUUAAAUCUGUUGCUACAAACACAAGCUCUUCUCUCUUCUAUUAAUUACCUGACAACCAUUAUUCCGUCGGAUAAUCAAGACACAGGUGUUGCCAAGGAGGUACAAAUUCCAGCUGAAAAACAACAAAAAAAUUCAACUCUACAGAAAGUGAUUGUAUCCUCUAAAGAUAGUGACAUUAUUGGCUUCAGCUUAUUUGCCAAGUUGAAUGCUUUCUCUGUCAUCGUUUGUGAUGAAAAGAGCAAUAUUGCCGAAAUCAAGAUUCAAGGCCUUGAUUCUUCCCUUUCUCUUCAGUCAAGAAAGCAGUCACUUUAUGCCAGAUUGGAAAAUAUUAUUGUCACAGAUGUCGAUCCUAAAACAGUUCAUAAAAAAGCUGUGUCCAUAAUGGGAAAUGAAGUUUUUCGUUUUAACCUGGAUUUGUAUCCAGAUGCAACUGAGGGGGAUUCGUAUACUGACAUGUCCAAAGUGGAUGGUGCACUCUCACUGAAUGUUGGCUGUAUUCAGAUUGUCUACCUUCACAAAUUCCUUAUGUCACUUCUGAACUUCCUGAACAAUUUCCAGACUGCCAAAGAGUCUCUGAGUGCUGCCACUGCCCAGGCUGCAGAAAAGGCUGCCACAAGUGUGAAAGGUCUUGCCCAGAGGAGUUUUCGUGUUUCCCUCAAUAUUGAUUUGAAAGCGCCAGUUAUAAUCAUCCCACAGUCUUCCAUUUCCACUAGUGCGGUAGUGGUAGAUCUUGGGUUAAUCAGAGUGCAAAAUCAGUUCAGUCUGGUGUCUGGUGAAGACUACAUCAAUCCUCCAGUAAUUGAUACAAUGGAUGUUCAGCUAACAAAGCUCACACUUUCUAGGACAGUGAUCCAGCCAGGCAUCUCCCAUCCUGAUAUUCAGAUGUUGCACCCAAUUAACCUGGAAUUUUUUGUAAAUCGGAAUCUAGCUGCAUCUUGGUACCACAAGGUGCCUGUGGUAGAAAUUAAAGGACACCUUGAUUCAAUGAAUGUUACUCUAAACCAGGAAGAUCUCAAUCUUUUACUUAGGAUACUAGCAGAAAAUCUUGGUGAGGCUGUUGAAGACAUGGAUAAAGUGAAACCAAGGGUGCAAGAGACAGGUGAAAUUAAAGAGCCCCUUGAAAUCUCUAUAUCACAGCAAGAUGUACAUGCUUCAAAAGAUAAUUUAACAACUGGAGUGGAAGAAAUUAGAUCUGUAGACAUCAUUAAUAUGCUGCUGAAUUUUGAAAUUAAAGAGGUGUGUUGUGGUACUUUGAUGAAAAAAGCAGAAAAGAAAGGAAGGCCUUUACAGGAAUAAAUAUCCUGCACCUUGGAAUGAAGCUAGAGUUAAACAUAUGACAUGACUGCUGAAGCUUAUCUUAAAAAAAUUAGUAUGCGAUUUGAUUUCACUGACUCUAAAGGAGAACCUCUUCACAUUAUUAACUCUUCUAAUGUGACUGAUGAACCUCUUCUGAAAAUGUUACUGACAAAGGCAGACAGUGAUGGACCAGAGUUUAAAACUAUUCAUGAUAAUACCAAACAGAGACUGAAGGUUUCAUUUUCAUCUUUAGACUUAGUACUUCAUUUGGAAGCUUUACUUUCCUUUAUGGAUUUUUUAUCAUCUGCUGUUCCAUCUUCUGGACCAUCCUCUUCUGAGAAGGAAUCUGAGCUGAAACCACUCAUGAGGGAGUCCAGAAGUAUCACUGGCAAAGCUGUAUCUAGCAACACCUCUCAAAAGGAUGUGUUUGAUUUAAAGAUCACAGCUGAAUUAAAUGCAUUUAAUAUCUUUGUCUGUGAUCAGAAAUGUAACAUUGCAGACAUUAAAAUACAUGGAUUGGAUGCCUCUAUUUCUGUGAGGCCGAAGCAGACUGAUGUGUUUGCCAGACUUAAGGAUAUCAUAGUUACAAAUGUAGAUUUGCUGUCCAUUCACAAAAAGGCUGUCUCUAUUUUGGGAGAUGAAGUCUUUAGGUUCCAGCUGACCCUUUAUCCUGACGCCACAGAAGGAGCGGCCUAUGCUGAUAUGUCUAAAGUGGAUGGCAAACUUAGUUUCAAAGUGGGCUGUAUUCAGAUUGUUUAUGUUCAUAAAUUCUUCAUGUCUCUUUUGAACUUCCUCAACAAUUUCCAAACUACUAAAGAAGCUUUGAGUGCAGCCACAGUCCAGGCUGCAGAAAGAGCUGCUUCCAGCAUGAAAGAUUUGGCUCAGAAAAGUUUCCGCCUUUUGAUGGAUAUCAAUUUGAAAGCACCAGUUAUUGUUAUUCCUCAGUCUUCAGUAUCACCUAAUGCUAUUAUAGCAGAUUUGGGUUUAAUCAGAGUUGAAAAUAAAUUUAGCUUGGUUUCUAAAGAACAGUUUUCUCUUCCUCCAGUCAUUGAUAAAAUGAACAUUGAGCUCACUCAGUUGAAGCUGUCCAGAACUAUUUUGCAAGCUGGUUCUCAACAACAUGAUAUUGAAAUUUUAAAACCAGUCAACAUGCUUUUGUCCAUACAGAGAAAUUUAUCGGCAACAUGGUAUGUGCAAAUUCCUGGGAUGGAGAUAAAAGGAAAAUUAAAACCUAUGCAGGUUGCUCUCAGUCAAGAUGACUUGACAACUUUAAUGAAAAUUUUGCUAGAAAAUCUUGGAGAAGCUUCUUCACAGCCAAGCCCUACACAGUCUGUGCAGGAAGCUAUGAGAGUGAGAAAAGUAGAUGUCCCUAGUGGACUUGACCUCCUCAAAGAACAGGAAGACUUGACAGACUCAAACCUUUCUGUGGACCAGAAUGUCACUCUCCAGUUUGACUUUCACUUUGAAUCUCUUUCCAUUAUUCUUUAUAACAAUGAUGUCAACCAGGAGUCCAAACUUUCAUUACAUAAUGACACUUUCCGGCUUGGUGAACUCAGACUACAUUUUAUGGCCUCCGCAGGGAAGAUGUUUAAGGACGGCUCAAUGAAUGUCAGCAUUAAACUUAAGACGUGCACCCUUGAUGAUCUCAGAGAAGGCAUUGAGAGAGCAACAUCGAGAAUGAUUGACAAAAAGAAUGACCAAGAUGACAACAGUUCUAUGAUUGAUAUAAGUUACAAACAAGACAAAAACGGAAGUCACAUUGAUGCUGUCCUUUACAAGCUGUAUGUAUGUGCCAGUGUGGAAUUCCUGAUGAUUGUGGCAGAUUUCUUUAUCAAAGCGGUGCCUCAGAGUCCAGAAAAUAUGGCAAAAGAAACACAGAUUCCAAGGCAGACUGUCACAGGGAAAGUUAAGACGGAGAAAGAUGACUCUGUAAGACCAAACAUGACUUUAAAGGCCACAAUUACAGACCCAGAAGUGGUAUUUGUCGCCAACCUGACCAAGGCUGAUGCUCCUGCUCUGACGGCCUCAUUCCAGUGUAACCUCUCUCUAUCAACAUCUAAACUCGAGCAGAUGAUGGAAGCUUCUGUGAGAGAUCUGAAAGUGCUUGCUUGCCCUUUUCUCAGAGAAAAGAGAGGGAAAAACAUUACCACAGUCUUGCAGCCCUGCUCUUUAUUUAUGGAAAAAUGUACAUGGGCUUCAGGAAAACAAAAUAUAAAUAUUGUGGUUAAAGAAUUUAUAAUUAAGAUUUCACCCAUAAUUCUUAAUACUGUGAUGACAAUCAUGGCUGCUAUGUCACCAAAGGCAAAAGAAGAUGAAUCCAAAGAUACAUCUAAGGAAAUGGAAAAUCUCUGGGGCGUCAAAUCUAUUAAUGAUUAUAACUCUUGGUUUCUUGGUGUUGACACGGCAACAGAAAUAACAGAAAAUUUCCAAGACGUACAACAUCCAUUGAUAGAGGAAAAUUGUGCAGUUGUUGUGGAGUCAAUUCAAGUUACCUUGGAAUGUGGCCUUGGGCAUCGAACUGUCCCCUUAUUAUUGGCAGAAUCUAGGUUUUCAGGAAAUAUUAAAAAUUGGACUUCCCUAAUGGUUGCUGCUACUGAUAUGACACUGGAGGUUCACUAUUACAAUGAGAUCCAUGCUGUCUGGGAGCCACUGAUUGAGAGAGUAGAGGGGAAGAGACAAUGGAAUUUAAGGCUUGAUGUAAAGAAGAACCCAGUCCAGGAUAAAAGUCUGAUGCCAGGAGAUGAUUUUAUUCCUGAGCCACAAAUGGCAAUUCGUAUUUCUUCAAGAGAUACAAUGAAUAUAACAAUAUCCAAAAGUUGUCUUAAUGUUUUCAACAAUUUAGCAAAAGGUUUUUCAGAGGGCACUGCUUCUACUUACUACUCUUUAAAAGACAAGGCUCCUUUUACGGUAAAAAAUGCUGUGGGUAUUCCCAUUAAAGUUCGGCCCAAUUGUAAUCUCAGAGUAAUGGGCUCUCCUGAGAAAACUGAUAUUUUUGAUGUUGAUGCUGGCCAGAAUUUGGAAUUGGAAUAUGCCAGCAUGGCACCUUCACAUCAAGGGAAACCUAUAUUGAGCCGUCAAGAAAGCUCCUUCUUUACUCUGACCUUUGUGCCUCAUGGAUAUACAGAAGUCGGGAAUAUCCCUGUUGCCAGACCUGGACGGCGGUUGUAUAACGUACGGAAUCCCAACGCCAGUCAUUCCGACUCCGUUGUGGUACAGAUUGAUGCAACUGAAGGGAAUAAAGUAGUCACCCUUCGCUCACCUCUCCAGAUUAAAAACCAUUUCUCUAUUGCAUUUAUAAUCUAUAAGUUUGUUAAGAAUGUGAAGCUAUUGGAGCGCAUUGGAAUAGCCAGACCUGAAGAGGAGUUCCAUGUUCCUUUAGAUUCAUAUAGAUGUCAGUUGUUUAUUCAGCCAGCUGGACUCUUAGAGCAUCAGUACAAAGAAUCCACUACUUACAUUUCCUGGAAGGAAGAACUUCACAGGAGCAGGGAAGUCAGAUGCAUGUUGCAGUGUCCAUCAGUAGAAGUCAGCUUCUUACCUCUCAUAGUGAAUACGGUUGCUCUGCCUGAUGAAUUAAGCUAUAUAUGUACACAUGGGGAAGACUGGGAUCCAGCUUACAUUAUUCAUCUUUAUCCUUCUCUCACUUUGCGGAAUCUUCUCCCGUAUUCUCUAAGAUAUUUACUUGAGGGGACAGCAGAAACUCAUGAGCUAGCAGAAGGUACUGCUGAUGUUCUACAUUCGAGAAUCAGUGGGGAAUAAUGGAUAGUCCUGGUGAAAUACCAGGAAAACUGGAAUGGACGUUUCCGAUAAGUGAUACACUUCCGAGUUCUUUCUUGUGUGUUUUCUUCUGACUCCACAGAAGUGAUGACGGUUGACCUGUCAGUACACACCAGGCGAAUUGGCAGCCGGAUGGUGCUGUCUGUCUUUAGUCCCUACUGGCUUAUUAACAAGACUUCUCGGGUUCUUCAGUAUCGUUCAGAAGAUAUUCACGUGAAACAUCCAGCUGAUUUCAGGGAUAAUUUAUUCUCUUUCAAGAAGAAGAACAUUUUUAGUAAAAAUAAGUAUGUACAAUUAAAAAUUUCAACUAGUGCCUGGUCCAAUAGUUUCUCAUUGGAUACAGUGGGAAGUUAUGGGUGUGUGAAGUGUCCUGCCAGCAAUAUGGAAUACCUGGUUGGUGUUAGCAUCAAGAUGAGCAGUUUUAAUCUUUCACGAAUAGUUACUCUGACCCCCUUUUGUACCAUUGCAAACAAGUCAUCCUUAGAACUAGAAGUCGGUGAAAUUACAUCUAAUGGCUCAGUGCCGACUAUUAAAUGGAACUAUAUUGCUUCAUCAGAGUGCCUUCCAUUUUGGCCUGAAAACUUGUCAGGCAAACUUUGUGUGAGAGUGGUCGGCUGUGAAGGAUCUUCCAAACCAUUCUUUUAUAACCGCCAGGAUAAUGGCACUUUGUUGAGCAUAGAAGAUCUGAAUUGUGGUAUCUUGGUGGAUGUAAACACUGCUGAACAUUCAACUGUUAUAACCUUUUCUGAUUACCAUGAAGGAUCUGCACCUGCUCUGAUAAUAAACCAUACACCUUGGGACAUCCUCACAUACAAACAGAGUGGGUCACUGGAACAAGUGGAACUGCCACCAAGACAAGCUCGACUUUUUGCCUGGGCAGAUCCUACUGGUACCAGAAAACUUACCUGGAGAUAUGCAGCAAAUGUUGGGGAACACAAUCUGUUAAAGGAUGAAUGUGGACAGUUUCCCUAUGAUGCAAACAUUCAGAUACACUGGGUAUCAUUUCUGGAUGGGCGCCAGAGAGUUUUGCUCUUCACCGAUGAUGUUGCCUUGGUUUCCAAAGCACUGCAGGCAGAAGAAAUGGAACAGGCGGACCAUGAAAUAACCUUAUCUCUCCACAGUCUUGGGCUUUCACUGGUUAACAAUGAAAUCAAACAGGAAGUUUCGUAUAUUGGAAUAACCAGUUCUGGUGUUGUUUGGGAGAUGAAACCAAAACAGAAAUGGAAGCCAUUUAAUCAAAAGCAGAUAAUCUUACUGGAACAAUCCUAUCAGAAAUACCAAGUUUCAAGAGACCAUGGCUGGAUUAAGCUAGACAGUAAUUUUGAGGUCAAUUUUCAUAAAGUUCCAAUGGAAAUGCGCCUCCCUAUUCGGUGCCCUAUAAAACGAGAUUUUUUAUCAGGGAUUCAGAUUGAAUUUAAGCAGUCUCGUCACCAAAGAAGUUUAAGGGCCAGGUUGUACUGGCUUCAGAUUGAUAAUCAAUUACCAGGUGCAAUGUUCCCUGUUGUAUUUCAUCCUGUUGCCCCUCCAAAAUCUAUUGCUUUGGAUUCAGAGCCCAAACCUUUUAUAGAUGUGAGUGUCAUCACAAGAUUUAAUGAGUACAGUAAAGUCUUACAGUUUAAGUAUUUUAUGGUCCUCAUUCAGGAAAUGGCCUUAAAAGUUGAUCAGGGGUUUCUAGGAGCCAUUGUACUGCUGUUUACCCCAACAACUGACCCUGAAGCCGAAAGAAGACGGACAAAGUUAAUCCAGAAAGAUAUUGAUGCAUUAAACACAGAAUUAAUGGAGACUUCAAUGACUGAUAUGUCAAUUCUCAGUUUCUUUGAGCAUUUCCAUAUAUCUCCUGUUAAGUUGCAUUUGAGCCUUUCUUUGGGUUCUGGAGGUGAAGAAUCAGGCAAAGAAAAAGAGGAAAUGAUUGCAAUUCAUUCUGCCAACCUGCUGUUGAAAAGCAUAGGCGCUACUCUGACUGACGUGGAUGACCUUAUAUUCAAACUUGCUUAUUAUGAAAUUCGAUAUCAGUUUUACAAGAGAGAUCAGCUCAUGUGGAGUGUUGUUAGGCAUUACAGUGAACAGUUUUUGAAACAGAUGUAUGUCCUUGUAUUGGGGUUAGAUGUGCUUGGAAACCCAUUUGGAUUAAUUAGAGGUCUGUCUGAAGGAGUCGAAGCUUUAUUUUAUGAACCCUUUCAGGGUGCUGUUCAAGGCCCUGAAGAAUUUGCUGAGGGUUUAGUGAUUGGAGUAAGAAGUCUCUUUGGACACACAGUAGGUGGUGCUGCGGGAGUUGUAUCUCGAAUCACUGGUUCUGUUGGGAAAGGUUUGGCAGCAAUUACAAUGGACAAGGAGUAUCAGCAAAAAAGAAGAGAAGAGUUGAGUCGACAACCCAGAGAUUUUGGAGACAGCCUUGCCAGAGGGGGAAAGGGCUUCCUGCAAGGAGUUGUUGGUGGAGUGACUGGAAUAAUAACAAAACCUGUGGAAGGUGCCAAAAAGGAAGGAGCUGCUGGAUUCUUUAAAGGAAUUGGAAAAGGGCUUGUGGGUGCUGUGGCUCGUCCGACUGGUGGAAUCAUAGAUAUGGCCAGCAGUACCUUCCAAGGCAUUCAGAGGGCAGCAGAAUCAAUUGAAGAAGUGUCUAGCCUUCGUCCCCCUCGCCCGAUCCAUGAAGAUGGCAUUAUUCGUCCGUAUGACAGACAGGAAGCUGAGGGCUAUGACUUAUUUGAGAAUCAUAUCAAAAAGUUGGAAGGAGAGACUUAUCAAUACCACUGUGCUAUUCCUGGAAGCAAGAGGACAAUCCUUAUGGUUACUAAUAGGAGAGUGUUGUAUGUAAAGGAAGUUGAAAUCCUAGGCCAUAUGUCCGUAGACUGGCAGUGUCCAUUUGAAGAUUUUAUAUGUCCUCCUAUUGUCAAUGAAAAUGUGCUAAAAAUUUCGGUUAAGGAGCAGGGUCUGUUCCACAAGAAAGACAGUGCCAGUCAAGGCUGUCUUCGGAAAAUUUACCUAAAGGAUACCACCACGGCAGAGAGAGCAUAUCAUGCCAUUGAGGAUGCAAAGUCAACGAGACACCAGCAAAAAUUGAUGAAGCAAUCAUCACUGAGACUUGUCAGGCCCCAAAUACCAUCUUAAUCACAGCUCUUGGGGGGAGAAAAACCAAUCAUCAGUCUUGUCUAUAAAUCACUCUGCUUUAUAUUGCUAAAGAGAAUUUUUCAAGAACUCAUUAUAGUUUUAUUUUUCUCGAAUAGCUAGUAUUGGGUUUUCUACUUUUUUCCCCUUCAGGUUUGACUCUAAUUUUGUAACCAUGUGUAUGUUACCAAUCCACUUCUACGCUGCCACCUGAAUGGAUCAGACCGCUGAAGGAACCUCACUUCAAACUCAGAGUGUAAUUUUCAUUAAUAUUAAAAUUGUGAAGCAGAGGGCGGUAGGCUUAUUUUUAAUUAAAAUCCUAUUGAAGAAAAAGAAAGGACCUUAGAAUGACUAGUGUUCCUUGAAAGAUUUUACCCAUAGUCAAAUGCUGGACACUUUGACAUUUUGUUUAAGGGUGAUUUGAUUUGUUUAAUAAUUGAACUGAGAUCACAUUUUUGGUAAACAAGGUAAUUGACUGAAGAAAAGCCACUAAAGGGAGAAAUGGCAUAUUUUCUUUCUUUUUUGUUCAUGAAAACAUUGUUUUUCUGCUAAGAAAACAUGUUUUACUUUGGUGCUUAUUUUUCCUUCUUGCACUAUAAUAAAAGAAAUAACGGACAAUCAGACCUUAAAAUAUCUAUACUCUAUUUUCUGUAAUGGAGUAUCCACAAAAAUUUGGAAGUUAUUUACAUGCUCUUUCAAGAUGAACUUACAUGACACAAUUAUAAUUUGCUGAUAUAUGAAAAUAUCACAUUUUAAGUUUUUCAAGGCUCAGAAAUAUGUAAAAUUUGAUAUUUUUAUAUUUCCAGAAUUGUUUCUUAGAAGCUGAAAGACUUUAAGGGCAUCAUAAAUUAACAUCUAAUCGUAAUGCAUACCUAGAAAUGUAUUUUAAAUACUUAUUUCCUAGAGUGAAGAAUCUCUAGAUGCUUUAUAUAUAAGUAAAAUAAGGCUAUGAAAAAUAAGUAUUAGAUGUGUUCCUUGAAGGAGCAGGUCCAUGAGAGUCAGUUCAGUUUGCUCGUGGUGUUUAACAUGGCAUUUAUUUCAAAUUGCUGAAUUAAUGAUGAGAUGAAGAUGUGGACACACUUGGUUUUGCUCUAUUUGUAUUUAUGUGUGGUAGUGGUUUUGUCAUCAUCGAUGUUUUUAAAGACCUGGCCAUAAAACUUUAAAAAUUUUCCUAGUGCUAUUCAAUGUAUAAUCUAAAAAGAGAAGGCAAUAACUAAUGCCUUAAAUGUUUGCUCUGGUAGUUGGUGCCUUUUUAAGGUCAUUCUUUUUUGUUUGUGAAGAAAAGUAUUAUAUAUAAAACUUGUAGCUUUAAACCAAAUUUCUAUAUUAGUGGUUAAUUGGAAUUUAUUAAAAGGAUCAUUAUAAACAAUUUCAUAACAAGUGUUCCAGUAUUUUGUGUCGUUAAACCUGACUUAAUCAGGAAUUUGGGAUAUCUAAUUAUAUUUUUCAUAGGAAUCAUAGCUAUUGAAAAUGUCCUAAAUAUUUAAGAAAUUAUAUUACACAUAGUUUAUUCUAAAAAUGCAGGAACAAAACAUUGAACUAAGAAAAAGUAUAGAAAUUGAUAAACUCAUCAUCUCAGUUGGUAUAAAAAUAAACAUUCAUGUAUUUGUAACAUUUUUAUUUGAUUUAAUGUCCUGGGACAGAAGUAAUUCAUUGGUAAAGUGUAAUAAUGUCUGUUGUGCAUUUUUUAAAUGCUUUGAGAGUCAAUUAUUUGCAUAUGAAUUACUGAGAAAAAUAAAACAUUUGGUACAUUGUUCACAGGUGUGAAAACUUUGUGAGUUUGUGUAUUCAAGUAACAUUUGCUUUUACUUUCUUUUCCUUUACUACUUCUGAUUCUAUAAUAAUGAGAAGUUAAGUUAAUAGUUAUGGAAGGCUUUAAAACAAGCUAGUAAGGGAAAGCUUUUUCCCAGCUCCUUUACCACAUUGGAGAUCUGUGGCACAGACCUCCAGUACAGGGGGAGUGCAGAGAAUGCAGUUGACCAAAGGCCCAGUUGCACUUUGGAAUCCAUUGCUGCAUUUGCACUGAAGCCAUGCCUUCCGUGGUUCCUCUGAGCCACUGAGUGUGGCAAAUAAACUAAGACAGGCCCUUCGUGGGAGACACAGAACUCUUCUGGUAGCUGAUUUUGGUUUGAAGACUCUUCAAUGGCCUUAUAGAACCUUUCUUAAGCAGCAUGCCCUGCGUGGCAUUUUGGGAUGCUUCUACCCAGUCUUUCUCCCUCUCAGCCUCUCUCCCCUUCCCCUCCAUGCAUCCACUUGGGGCUCAGACUACAAGUCUGAAAACUCACCCAGGCCUGCAUUUUCCAGUGGUAAGGAUCACGCUGAGGUCUGUAGCAAAUCAGAGGCAUCAAAAUCAAAAAGAAACAAAAAACUGGAAGAGUGCGCCCAAACUUUACACAAAAAUUCAAUCUAGGGUGGACUUCCUCACGUGUGUUUCAUGAUUUUUUAUUAUUUUCAAUUUGAAGUAUGUAUGAAGGGGGGCAUUAUCAUCUUUUUGGUGCUUUGGGUCUUCUAAGCUUGUUGAUCUGAUGCUGCCUGGACAUGUAUUUUUAACAAAACUCCAUAUAUAUUUCUAAGGUACAGCUAGGACUGAAAAAUACUGUUCGGGAUUUAAAAUAAUCAAACGUGUAAAGAGCUCUACAGAUCUCAAUGCUGGUUAAAACACACAGUCACAAUUACUGCCAGAGCUAGAACAAUCAUCUUUUUAUUGGGGAAAAACCAAAGAUUCUUAGAGGAUGGCAGAUUGUUCAUACCUGGAUCAUCUGUCUUCUAGAUAGAAGCCCUUUUGGUUGAGAAUCACUACCAGAAUGACCAUCAGUAUUGGUGGAAAUGUGUUCUGUGCCAUGUAACUGAGAAAAAAAUGAGACUCACUGGAGCAGAGGGAGCACAUUUCUCUUGGUGAUUGUGCCUUUAGUGGAAGAAUUUAGGCUUAUUCUUGAAUUCACGCUGGAGAAUUCUUACAUAUAUGGUCAAAUACUACUGUGACAGUUUACUAGUCAAAGUGAGAAAAUAAAACCUUUGGAUGUGAGACAUAAAACUUGUCUCCAUUUCUAAUGUACAGUCAGAACUAAGAAUCAAAUGCAUGGUGUUCUACCAUAAACCAUCAUUGAGUUCUACUGAUACCGGAAGCAGAAAAAACAUGCCCAGGAUGCAUGCUCCUUCGCAACUGGCUCGGAGCUUGCCAAAGAAGAAAUGAUAUUUUUGUCCAUGACAUUAUGGAGUAGUAAUGUAACAAAUGAGCAGGUGUUCAAAGAUUGCAAUUUGAAUGGAGGCUAUAAAGUUUGAGCUUCACCAGAGGACGCUGCUGCAAAUUAGUUAAGCAAGCACUUAUUGAUGGUUUAAAUUAAGCAGCCACUCUGGAGCAGGGCACAUUUCCCUUCCCUGUGGAGUACUAUGAGAGAGUCUUAACCUACUUUGACACUUCUGAUCAAAUCUUCCCUACUUCACUUCAUUCAAUUCAGAGUGAUUCAUGCUUUCAAAAAUAGUAAAAAAAAAAAAAAAAAAAGAAAGAAA
This is a messenger RNA of Microcebus murinus (gray mouse lemur), 14809 nucleotides long. NCBI's taxonomy places the organism in Eukaryota, Metazoa, Chordata, Mammalia, Primates, Cheirogaleidae. The record is from RefSeq and is a predicted model, not a curated record.